Molecule: messenger RNA, 705 nt
Organism: Phytophthora megakarya
Lineage: Eukaryota; Oomycota; Peronosporomycetes; Peronosporales; Peronosporaceae
Source: the annotation of a GenBank genome assembly
AUGUGGGAGAACGUGUCGACUGUGAAACAGGCAAAGGACGACCCCUUAUCCAGGGCGACAUACCCAUUCCAGAUCAUUGCCAUGGAUUAUAUACCUUCAUUGCCUAGAUCCUUCAACGGCAACACCAAGUUGUUGAUCUUCGUGGAUCUGUUCUCGGGAUAUGUGAUCGCCAAAGCCAGCGCCUCUAGAUCCGCUCAGACAAUCGCUGAGACCUACAAAGAAUGGGUCUUCCGCCGAUUUGGUGCGAGCGAGGUGAUCCGGCACGAUCGGGAUCCAGGCUUUAUGUCUGACUUGUUUAAGUCUUUUAACAAGAUCCUGGGACAACGUCAACGGGCUACUAUGGCUUAUCACCCCCAAGCUAAUGGAUCCGCAGAGCGUAUAGUCCAGACAACUACCAGGGCUCUAAAGAUGUAUGUGAAAGAUCUGGAUCAACGAGAUUGGAACGAAUACGCUGAGCGGCUCACCUUCGCGAUCAACACUGCAAGAGAGCGGAUCCGAGGUAAAACCCCUUUCUACAUGAUACAUGGUUGGGAUCCUAGAUCCACCUUGGAAUCGGUGAUCCCGGUGGGGAGCACCCGCAGGCUCGAUCGAGAUCCAAGAAGAUGGCGAUACCGGAUGCAAAGGUACUAUCAACAAGCUCGAGAACAAGAGAACCAACGUUUACGCGAAGCGAUCGCGGAUCGGGCCGACAUACAUAAUGAUCUA